Messenger RNA from Aphanomyces astaci, 1210 nucleotides. RefSeq lists its product as hypothetical. The record is from RefSeq and is a predicted model, not a curated record. Bases 31 to 924 code for a protein of 297 amino acids. Lineage: Eukaryota; Oomycota; Saprolegniomycetes; Saprolegniales; Verrucalvaceae. The transcript is spliced from 6 exons. Gene Ontology annotation, molecular function: hydrolase activity, acting on ester bonds.
CGGAACAAGAUCAGAAGCAGGAGUCAAAGCAUGGCAACCUUUCGGGAGCUGGGCCACUGCAUUUGGCAAGCAGUGGGUAGCGCAUCUCAUGGGAAGCACGUGACUGUCUUGGGAGGGGUGCACGGCAACGAGUUGACUGGAAUCCACGUCGUCGAGUGGCUGAGAUCGCACUGCCCGCCUCUGGUUUCUGGGUCGUUGACGCUGAUCUUGGGCAAUCCCAAAGCCAUUGCUAUUAACGAACGUGGGAGCACACCACAUGCUGAUUUGAACCGCCAUUUCACCAUGCAAGUGCUGGCACCGUCGGACUCCCCGUUCCAGUACGAAGCAGCCCGGGCUAAACACAUCGCCCCCUUCCUUCAGCAAAGCGACUUGGUGUUGGAUUUGCACUCGACCAACAAGCCAUCCGUGCCGUUCUUGAAGUUGGCAGGCCAACUCACCCCCGAGCACGCCAGCGUCGGUCGGUGGUUUCCUUGCGAUGUCCUCUUGCACGAUCCAAACUAUCAGUUAGCUGGUGGUAUUGCACUGACAGACGAGUACACGGGCGCCCAUGGCGGCGUCGGGAUCAUUUUUGAAUCUGGCGAGGCUGGCGACACGUCCCGCGUGGCGGCAGUGGCCGACGCGGUGCUGCGUAUCCUGACCCACGAGAUGGCCAUGCUGCCAGUAGACACUGCGAUGCCGCCGCCUCCUUCCCAACCCACCGCGUUUGAAGUCACAGAAGUGCUCCGACUGCCAGCGUCUGGCUUUGCGUGGGCCAACGGUCACGGAGACAAGAACUUCGACCGCGUGCCUGCCAACGAAAUGUUCGCGACGGUUCACUCUGUUGAUCUCUGCGUCCCAUACGAGUCUUUCAUCGUAUUUCCCAAGGUUCCAUCGCUCUGGAAAGUUGGCUCGCCCGUGGGCUGGCUGGCCAAGCAAAUCAAGUGAUGGGUUUCUAUGGUUAUAAGUACUCCUCAUACUCUACUAUAUAGUGUUACGAAGGUACGGUUCUUCAUGCCGGGUGUGAGUGCUGCGAAUGCUAGUACUUACGUAGUAGUGCUAGUACGUUGCUAGUAGGUACCUAGCUAGCUAGGUAUUGCUGCUGGCCUUGUCAAGAUGCACCAGUGCGUAUGCUACAUGCCCCUACGUACACGGCCGAUUCUUUAUGAGAUUGGCCAUGAGCGUAGUAGCUACUACUAGUAGUAUUAAUAGUAGAUAGUACCUGUUGUCGUGA